This is a messenger RNA of Talaromyces proteolyticus, 2394 nucleotides long. RefSeq lists its product as uncharacterized. Gene Ontology annotation, biological process: regulation of DNA-templated transcription. Gene Ontology annotation, molecular function: DNA-binding transcription factor activity, RNA polymerase II-specific; zinc ion binding. The record is from RefSeq and is a predicted model, not a curated record. The transcript has 5 exons. NCBI's taxonomy places the organism in Eukaryota, Fungi, Ascomycota, Eurotiomycetes, Eurotiales, Trichocomaceae. The coding region runs from base 1 to 2394 and encodes 797 amino acids.
AUGGACCGCGCGAGCACUGACUCCGCUCCGGGCCUCGACCCUAACAACUUCCUCGAUAGCUGGGACUUCACCACCAACACCAACACCCAUAAUCCCAAUUUCGCCUGGGACAAACAUACUCUGGACAAUCUCCCUGAGCUAGAUCCGUACCAGGACUCCAACGAAGGCGAUGCCGAGCUGCUCGAGUUAAUCGCCGCGCAGGGUCCUCCCAGUCGCGACAGCCUCGACCAGUCCGUCAUCGAUUCCGCCAGUCUCGACUUCAGUGGCUCUGCAGGCCUCUCCGAGCGAGUGAGCUUCGUUGGAGGUACUUUCAGUCCGAGAACAUACCAAGCUGCCGACGACACCUCGCUCCCUGACAAUGGCUGGAACUCGUUCCAACUGCCCACCAACAUGGGUCUAGCUAUGCCUCUGGAUGCGGCGUCCUACAGCAAGGAAACUGUCGAUCCGAACGAUGCCGUGAUCGUCGAUGAUAACGAGUUCGGAAUGCGCGGCAUGUACCAAGACUAUCAGCAACAACACCAUACAUUAUCGUCUUAUCAACAGCUGCGCCGGUCGUUUUCAUACAAUAAUUCCAGAUGGAACGAUCGCGUCAACCACCUGAAUGUGUUCGCUCAAAACCAGUUGCCCAUUUCGCCGCCACUAGACGCUCAAUCUGAGAAAGAUAGCGUACAGAUGAACAGCGCUGGACUAGAUCAACAAUGGUUCGCCGGUGUGGACAUGUCGCAUUCGACGAAAUUUCCGGGUGAAUACUCGCGCAUGUCGCAGGGUUUGUCCACUUACGAUGGCUCUCAGCCUGUGAAGCUUGAGCAUUCGAAUGGUUCAAGCAGCCCGUCUAUGCCUGAUAACAGCUCGAUUGCUUUGGACGCCUAUUCGAUUGGUAAUAACGAUAUCUCCAUUACAUCAGAGUCGGCCACCAAAGAUGACCUACAGGUGGUGGACUGGGAUGAGCCAACCUCGCAGGACAACAGCUUGGCAGCAUCGCCGGAAUUUCCGAAAGUGAGCGGGUUCAUGGUAAGUCAGGAUUUGUCGGAUAUUUCGCCCAUUUCCCUGGAAGCAAACAGCCAGAGCCUCCCGCCCCGCCACACUCUCGGGUUGCAGCCUGUCUCUGGCGCGCGCAGGCGGAAACAGCGUGGCUCGGUUGUGAGCAUUGAGCAGAUCCACAAGCCUCUACCCCUUCAGAUUGUUCAAGAGGAUGGACUAGGCGGUGCCAUAUCGUCGGAGGAUUUUGUAUCUCCUCCGCGAGGUGCUCGCCGUAAGGGUCCGCUCAGUACUGUGGGCAGAGCCAAUGCGGGAUUGAGACGAAAGAACAAGGACACUUGUGUCCAAUGCCGCCUGAACAAACGAAAGUGCGAUGGCAAUGCUCCUUGCGAUGCCUGUCGACCAACUCUUCACGAGCAGCCUUGUGCACGCGCUUGCUUUGCCAGUAUUGUGGAAUACGGCACUUGCAACUACAUAUCUCAACGAGCCAUCAACCAUGUAACGCGUAACGGGACGGAUCAACGAGUUAGAAUUGAGAUUCCAUCGGCAUUCGACUUGCACAAGCUAGUUGCCUUCUUAGGCGAACGGCGCGGUAAAUUUAAUAUCCGCGCUAGUCAAUCCUGGGGCUCGCUUUACGUUCUCGAUCUAGGAGAGACGUACAAGUUUUUGAAAGGCUUGAGCGAGUAUAGCGACAACUCACAGUCGACGUUCUUGGAGUUCAUUGACCACCGCAUCAUCGACUCGAAGGACAAGUCCAAGAACUGGCUCAGCUGCGUCAAAGACUGCGAUCCGAUGAAUAACGUUUACCAACUUCUUUCACAAUGGAACAACAUGCCCAGCCGCGCUUCAUAUAGCUUCGUCUCCUUAGACGGCUCGUCUGAGGAGCAACUCAUGGAUGUUAGCAGCGCCGAAGACCGCGAGGACAUCCUUCUCGCCGCCCAGCUAUCCCGCAUCGUCUGCCGUAUGCUAGAGGUCGAAGGCUUCCGCAAGCUAGAACGCGACUUUUACAACAUCAAAUGGAAGCGCAUCACCCCUGACGCCCAUAUGCGAUUCCUCGAGGAACUGGGCCACAUCCUCCUCUCCCUGCGCUGGCGCGUCUCCUGGUGGCGCCGUCUCGGCGAUGGUGGAGCCAACCCUGACCCCAGCCAGCAACACUAUGUUGACCGCGUCGACCAUUUAUGUCAGAUCCUCUACGUAUACUACACCAACGUCCUCGCAAAACUCCCAUCCUGGUCCGCCUCCGACACUGCCCUGAAGGGGAAAUGGUCACGAUACGCCGACACCGAGAAUGAGAUCUGGGACGACUACCCUGCCGACACCACCGAGAACGGCUUCGUUCAGUGGAUGGCGCGUGGGAGAGAACUCAUUGAACAGGCCGGCAGUCCACACCGUGUAUCGAGUCACAUCAAGACGUAA